Messenger RNA from Thunnus maccoyii (southern bluefin tuna), 3532 nucleotides. RefSeq names its product repulsive guidance molecule BMP co-receptor b (gene rgmb). Gene Ontology annotation, molecular function: coreceptor activity. NCBI's taxonomy places the organism in Eukaryota, Metazoa, Chordata, Actinopteri, Scombriformes, Scombridae. The transcript has 3 exons. Bases 430 to 1854 code for a protein of 474 amino acids. Gene Ontology annotation, cellular component: plasma membrane. The record is from RefSeq and is a predicted model, not a curated record. Gene Ontology annotation, biological process: BMP signaling pathway.
GAGAGAGAGAGAGAGAGAGAGAGAGAGAGAUGUGAUAGUGCGUGUUUAGGACGAGAGAGGAGAGCGCAGAGUGAUCAUAAUCAAGGCAAAAGUCCGACCGCGGAGGGAGCGCACUUAAAUCACGUGGGGGUGUGGAUUUGUACGGGGAAAAAGUAAAAGUGUCGUCGGAGUGACUUGUGCUUACACUUUGUUUUCCUCCUCUCCUUGCCUUUCCAACCCCCCCUCCGCCCUGCAUUCCGCGGAGCAGCUGUGUUUUAAUGCCCCUGCGCACCCGAGGAGGAGAGGAAGGAGAGAAGAGUGAGGAAGAAGAGGCAGAAGAAGAAGAAGAAGAAGAAGAAGAAGAAGCAGAAGUGAGAAGGCCUGGACACCACCCCUCCUCGCCCUUUGGAGGUCUGUCCACUCUCCCCUCCUGGCCCUGCAUGGACGGGGAUGGGGAGAGCCGGAUGCUGUUGCCGCGGGGCUGAGCGCCUCGCCUCCCCGUCUCUGGUGCGCCGCUUCCGGCCACUGCUGCUGCUGAUCAUCGCUUUGUGCUGCGGUGCCCACAUAGGUCAGUGCCAGGUGGCCACCCCUCAGUGCCGUAUCCAGAAGUGCACCACCGACUUCGUCUCCCUGACCUCCCACCUCACGCCGGCCGUGGAUGGCUUUCACACCGAAUUUUGCAAGGCUUUGCGGGCGUACUCGGCCUGCACGCAGAGGACAGCCAAGUCCUGCCGGGGGAACCUGGUCUUCCACUCUGCCGUGCUGGGCAUCUCAGACCUCAUGAGCCAGAGGAAUUGCUCCAGGGACGGGCCCACUUCUUCCACGCACCCCGAGGUCCACCCGGAGCCUUGCAACUACCACAGUCGCACCCAGCACGCCCACACACACUCCCAUGCGCACGCACACACGCACUCCCACACUCACGGCCACAGCCACUCGCGGCCUGGGUACCUGUUCUGCGGGCUGUUCGGAGACCCCCAUCUGAGGACGUUUAAGGACAGCUUCCAGACUUGUAAGGUGGAGGGGGCUUGGCCUCUCAUCGAUAAUGACUAUCUGUCGGUGCAGGUCACUAAUGUUCCAGUGGUAACAGGCUCCAGUGCCACAGCAACCAAUAAGAUCACCAUUAUCUUCAAGCCCUAUGAGGGUUGCACAGACCAGAGGGUCUACCAGGCCGUCACAGACAACCUCCCUGCUGCCUUUGACGAUGGCACUGUGAGCAGCGGAGACCCAAUCCACGCUUCUGCUGGUGCCGACGGUGCAACCGGGAAGGUCCGGGCUCUGUGGAUCUCUGAGCGCAGCCCGGGGCGCCAUGUGGAGCUGCACGCUGGCUACAUUGGCGUAACGGUGAUUGUCCGCCAGCUGGGUCACUACCUGACCCUGGCGGUGCGGAUCCCCGAGGAGCUGGCUCAGGCCUACGAUGCCACCCAGGACCUGCAGCUCUGUCUGAACGGCUGCCCCAGCAGCGAACGCAUCGACCAGGGAGGGCACCUGCCCCUGCCCCUGUCCCCACCUGCACUCGGCCUACAGCUUCAGCAGCUUCGGCGGCCCAGCUACUCCUCACAGACACAAUCAUCCCCCUACGGUGCCCCGCAGGUUUUCGGUGUGGAGGGGGCGAAGGAACGUUGUCGGGAGCAGCUGGAGGUGCCAGACAUUUACUUCCACUCAUGCGUGUUUGAUCUCCUGACCACCGGGGAUGCUAACUUCACAGUGGCGGCGUACAGUGCCCUGAAGGACAUGGAGAGUCUUCACCCACACCAGGACAGAUGGAGGAUCUACCCCCGCGGCUCUGCCACUUCCACCUUACACCUUGAUACUCAACAUAUCAAACACCUCGCUCUGCUCCUGCUGUGUGCACUGAGCGUUGGGUUCAUGUAAGAGUGGAUGUCUUUGUGCCUGCAUGCGUGUGGGCUUGUGUAUGUGUGUGCACUAGAAAUAGAGUUUUGGGAGUUUUUUGCUGAGCACUGAAACUGAGCACUGGUUCCUCUCCCCUGCAGAGAGGUAACAACAGGCUGGACAGUUACUGGGAACUAGAAGUCUUUUUUUAGGAGAAGUGGCACACCUCCCAGCGGGCACAAGAGAUACUGACAACACUAACAGCAUCUCACUGCAAGGGUCGACCCGGCAGAAUCAGCCGUCUGGGGAAUAACACAGGAGAUGUGAUGAGGAUGGGAUGCCAUAAAUGUUCCUGUGUGGGUGAAUUGAGUGUGUAUCACACAAUAUGGAUAUACACUCCAGACUGUAAAUAGUUUGUUUUGUCUUCAGUGCACAGUGUAAUGGCGUAGGGUUUGUCUUAUUGUGCCAUUUGAUGUGAUUUUUCUUUAAUACCUCAGACAGAGGAUGUUUGUUUUAACAGAAGCACUUUAUUUUGAUUUUUUUUUUGUUUUGUACAAAUCCACAUCAGUGUUUCUUCCUCACACAAACUGUCCUCCACCAAAAUCUCCAAUGGCUCACGUUUUGAAGACCUUUUUAGAAGUUGGUUUUGGAUCCUGUCAAUGUAAAAGUCAGUAGAAUACAAGGAGCUGCCAUUUUUUUGUUAAAAUGCAUCAUUCUUUCAGUAGCUGAUUUGACACAGUGUCUCAUUUUAUGUCAGUUAAUGUGAGUUGUUCUCUUUUGAAUGUAUUAUGAAUAUUGUCACAGCAAAUGCCAUCAGUACUAUUAUGUUGUUGUAUGAAUUUGUUGUUUUUCCUCAGAUUUCAAAAUGUGCGUGUGUGUGUGUGUGUGUGUGUGUGUGUGUGUGUGUGUGUGUGAGUGCGUCAUUGUUUUUUUUUAACCAGUUGGUGACAAGCUUGGAUGUGUUUUUAUUUCCUCUAAGAAUCAUGUUAGAGGCACUCCCACCUUUUUGCCAAGAGGCUGUGACCAUAUGGGCUCAUGUUUGUUGCUCACCGUAUUCUUUGUUGUGUUCAUUUGAGCCAAAGACAGAUUAUGGAAGCCUUGUAAGAGGGGCGCAAAGGUUUUCAUGUACAAAGGAAAUCAUAACUUAUCACCAAACCAGCACCUUCCCUUUUCCUCUGUUUUUAAACUUGCUACUGUAGACUGUUUUUCUCCUACUGCCAGAAUUGACAAGCUGCUCCUCACUGGGACAUGUGUAAGAUACUGGAGAGUAGACAAAACACUGCAAAUCACUGAGAAAACUUCCCCACAGCGCCUGCUGUCAUAUGUGCCUCAGCAGUGCGUUGUGGGAAAUGUAUGCUUUUUUGAUACCUGAUGGAAAUGUGUUAACUCUCUCGAGACUAUGAGCCUUUAUGACAUAUAACAUUCUGUAUAAUUAUGCCCCAUUCGGUUGGCCAUAAACUUAAUCUCAGUUUUGGCAUUGUGAUCUCUUACAUCAUGUGUGAGUGUCAGUUUGGUGAAGAGUGACUGGUCAAUGUUGAAAUACUUAACUUAUUUAUGAACGUAGUGUCCUGUAGAGGAAGUUAAGCUCCAUAUUCUUGCUGUUGGAUAAUAAUUUAAAAAAUGUCAGAUGUGAUUGUACUGCCACCUAGUGGUGCUCUGUUGCUAUGUCAGUGUGUUAUUCAAGGCGCUUAAAAAAAAAACAUGGAGGAAAAAAACUGUG